GGCCUAGCAGACCAACCGGCGUUCUUCGACCUAUGCUGUUGUUUCCGGCAUUCUGUAAACCUAUUAUAUAGUAUUAUUUCGUACAGAAAACCAGGGUGGGGAGAGAGAGAGAGAGAGAUCGAGUGAGAGUGAGAGUGAGAGAGUGAGAGAUGUUCUCCGUAUCCAUAUCCUCUCUGCCCUCUCGCCUCCUGCCAUGUCCUUGGUUUUCCUCUUUUUCCUCUUCUUCAUCAUCGUUAACUAAUAGUCGUCUGUCAACAUUAUCUUCUCGUAACUCUGGUUCCCGAGUCCCCAGCUCAGCUGUCCUUCUCUUCUCUCCACUGCCUUUUUGUUUUGGUUCUCGGAACCGCAACUUACUUACUUGCAGAGCUGCCGAAUAUGUAUUUCCAGACCCAAUUCCAGAAUUUGCUGAAGCAGAAACCGAAAGGUUUAGGACCCAUCUUCUCAAGACGCUCUCAGAGUCGGAUAUGUAUGGGGAGUCAUGCGAAGAGAUUGUCGCCAUAUGCACUGAGAUCUUCAAUACCUUCUUGCAUUCAGAGUAUGGGGGACCAGGAACCCUUCUUGUUAUUCCUUUCAUAGAUAUGGCUGAUACCUUGAGGGAAAGGGGGCUACCUGGUGCUGGUGAGGCUGCAGAGGAGGCUGUUGAGUGGGCUCGGGAGCAUGUUGACAAGGAUUGGGAACAAUGGACUGGAAGUGAUUGAAGAGAAAUUUUGACCAACCUCAAUAGUUUUGGCACCAUAAUUUGGCUGCAAUUUCUGUGGGAAGAUGCUUCAUACUGUAACCGUUAAACUGUUGGUACGAGAGGCAAUGUAUACGUGACAACAAUGUGUAUGUACUGGUUCUAGUUUCUCUACCAUAGCUGUCGAUUUGGCUAUCGGAUUCUCUUCCUGCAUAAAGCACAACAUUCUUGUUUACCACUAUUCCUAUGCUUAGCCCAAAAAUGGUCUGAAUAAACAGGCAUGUAGAUGCAUUAUAUUGUGGAAAGGGCUAUAAUGAUGCAAAAAAGUGCAUACUUCA
Molecule: messenger RNA, 1014 nt
Organism: Nymphaea colorata (pocket water lily)
Lineage: Eukaryota; Viridiplantae; Streptophyta; Magnoliopsida; Nymphaeales; Nymphaeaceae
Product: protein PLASTID REDOX INSENSITIVE 2, chloroplastic
Exons: 3
Coding region: 150-698 (182 amino acids)
Biological process (GO): regulation of gene expression
Source: RefSeq, a predicted model, not a curated record